Molecule: messenger RNA, 3004 nt
Organism: Vitrella brassicaformis
Lineage: Eukaryota; Vitrellaceae
Source: the annotation of a GenBank genome assembly
UCACGUCGCCGUCCUUGCCCGCCUUGGAAUCCUUCGAGGAUUUCGUUUGUUGUGGUGUGCCUGGUGUCUGCCGGCAAAGGUCAUGUUGUAGGCCAAGGGCGACAGCCGAGGGAAUGACCUGCUGCUGCAGCCACCUGCAUGCACCACCCACAAAACGCCCUGCUUUAUUCACUCACCGCUUGCUUCUCGUUGCAUGUAAGCACUCAUUGUUACGUCUGCAGUGGAUGAUAAUCUGGCUCCACUUGCCGUCGCGGCACACCACACGGUGCGCCGCUCGGGCAGCGCCGUGUCUCCGCCGUUUCGUCUCAUCACGGCAGCGGACAUACCGCACAGCCCCGUGAGAGAAAUACCGCGUCAGACGGCCUGUGGCGUCUGGUUGCAUCAUCUGUCUGCGGUCGAUGUGCGUCUCGGGCGCGUCAUCGUCGGGGCUGAGUGAGACGAUGUAUGAACUGGUGGAUGGAUGUGAUGGUGAUAGGUGCUCCUCCAUUGUGUGGUCAAAGGGCGGGCACAGCUCUGGUGACGGUCAGAGAAGACAGUGACAUGACCGAGCUGGUCUGAUGUUUGUUGUGGGGGGUACUGUGGCAGUGAAGAGUGACAACGUCGAAUCGCCCAUCAUUGCAUGUGAUUAUCUGCUGCUCCGGGGCACCGAACGCCACGCUGAAGCCAUCUGAGAAGCGACACAGCUGUUCGCUUCGUUUGCUAAGUGUCGGUUUCUUCCUGCCUACCUGCACAUGCGAUCUUGAGCGUUUCGCCGUGUGCAUGCAUGCCCUUGACCACCUCGCCAUCGGCCGCCGUCACUCCCGGUGCCAGUGUGUCAUUGAAUGGGUUCGGACACAUGGCUCUGCAUUCGAACGACCUUGGCGACCAGUGGCCGUCAGUGCACACGACCGUCUCGCACAAGGACGAGACACCGACCCGCCCACCUGCACACGGCACGCUGCUGUGCCACUGGCUAGGCGCCACACUUGGAGAGUAACCAUCCUUGCAGCCCACCAUCACACAACUGCCUGCUUGACACGUGACAAGCAGGCAGUCCGUCGUGCAUCGUGGUGUGGAAGGUGUGAGUGUCUCACCGUGCUCUGGUGGGCGAGGUAGAGUGUCCAUGCCGGUCUCAUUGCUUGUCUGUGUACAGCAGGAGGUGCUUGAUUCUGUCUCAACACUGUUGUCUGGCAGGUCAUCAAGUAUCCGGAUGGUCUGGUGGGCAAAUCGGCGCUCGUCCAGCACAUCAGAUAAAGGGCGGCAAGACCCUGGCACAGCCACACGAACAAGGCGUCUUGUGAUGCCUGUGAGGCGAUAGUUCAUGUAUGAUGACUCACUGUGGCAAGAUAGAGACGGGUUUGGCAUGCUCCAGAGGCCGUCGAGACACUCCACCGUCCCAUGUAAGGCAUGGCCGGUGCUGUGGUAGCCUCGGGCGGCGUUGCAUUGGAGGACCAGACUCUCACCGCUCCAGUAUCCGUGUCCCCAACCGCCAUGUGUAUGUGAGUGACGACCACCGUGAGCAAUGGUGUACCGCUCUUGCACAGUGUAGUUCCUGCAUGGACCUGAUAAGAACAAAAUCUGAUGCAUCCAGGAGUUGUCCGAUUGUGUCUCUGCUCACGAAGACACUUGAUGUGCGGUGGGAACGGCUGCCAAUUCCCGCUGUUGCACGCGACACGGGCCACUCCUGGCUCUGCUGGUUCAGGCCUUGCGCGUGCAUGCUUGUUGCACGUGUACUCGACAGCGGUUCCGUGAGGGAAGGGUGCAUUCAUGAGGGACGUGUCCACUGUGUGGUUGUGCGGGCGGUGGCCAGUGAGGCGAAGUGAGUACAUCUCCGAGUGGCGGAGUGGCGGCAAGGGGCCGCAGGCUCCUGUGAUUCACAGCACAUAGACAGAGAACAGAGGAUGAUUAAUGUCUGAAAUAACAAAGUGACGUGCCUACUGAAGCACUUCAUCGGCACUUCUGUCCAUGCGCCCUGGUCGCACACAAUCUCCUGUGCAGUCAGCUUCGCCUCGAGUGAUGCUGUGACCGUGUGGCUAUGCCUUUCAGCGCAGCGGAUGCGGGCCACCGUGCCGUGGGGAUGUUUGUCAAAGUGAAUCAGCUCCUCCAGCAGACGAGGAGACGUGAUCUCCUCGUCAGCCUCUCCAUUGGCGCGAGCCACCUCUUCCUGCCCCUCUAGCUGGGCCAGCGAUGUUGUUGGUCGCCUGAUGGCCACCAACUCAUAUGCAUUGGGGGGAAGGAGAGAGGGGAUGGCCGGGCACUCGACUGAAUGGCGACAUGGGGGAAGAGAGGCAGAUGUCAGUGUGUGUGGCUCACCAGCCUACCUGCGCAGAGUAUCGUCUGUGGGCUCCACUUGCCAUUGAGGCACGUGACGGUGUCCUCAGCCACACCUGUGGAAAUACCAUGGCGUUGUGUGUUGUGUCUCUUGUCGAUCCAAGCAAGUACCUUCAUCAGUAUUGCAUUUGAUGGCAGCCUUUGUGCCAUGCGGUGAGGGGCCGAUGAGCACCUCAGCUGGCUCCACAGUGUACACAGAGGACACUGGCAGAUCGCCAACGGGAAUGAGGGUCAGGUCCUCACAACUAGCUGAAAAGGACAAUGGGCAGCGGAACGCAUGACGGCUGGAAUCGUUGUAACAUGAUGCAUACGUGCACACGUCUUCUGAAGCGCAGUGUACUGCCCGUCAUGACAGGUAACGGUCUCCUCCUCCCCUGUGUGUCUGUACUUGGACCCACACAGAGAUACACGUCCAUGCCCACACUAGUCCACACAAACACACGGUCACCUGCAGGCGACGGUAAUGCUAAACCCGUGAGACGACGCACCCCGUGCGAGCAGCUCCUCUUGUGACCAGGGUUUGGUGAAAUAAUGCUCAUCAGACAGAAUGGGCCACGUCUCACAGUCAGCUGCUCACACACACACAGAGUGUCACGGUGCCUUCCUCCUCCCUAUGUUCCCACCCACCUUUGCACACGAGUCGCCUGUCGGUCCACUGGCCGUUUGUACAUUCGAUACGGUCGGACUGGGGCAU